This is a messenger RNA of Knipowitschia caucasica, 5853 nucleotides long. The record is from the annotation of a GenBank genome assembly. NCBI's taxonomy places the organism in Eukaryota, Metazoa, Chordata, Actinopteri, Gobiiformes, Gobiidae.
AUGAGCCCUCGAGUGUCCGAUGGAGAGUGUAGAGCUGGUCCAGUGUUCCACGGCCGGGACCACAACCACACGGCGUGCUACAGGAGUUACGCUGGCUACAGGUGUUACGCGUGCUACAGGUGUUACCCGUGCUACAGGUGUUACGCAGGCCACAGGUGUUACCCAGGCCACAGGUGUUACGCGUGCUACAGGUGUUACCCGUGCUACAGGUGUUAUGUGUGCUACAGGAGUUACGCUGGCUACAGGUGUUACGCGUGCUACAGGUGUUACCCGUGCUACAGGUGUUACGCAGGCCACAGGUGUUACCCAGGCCACAGGUGUUACGCGUGCUACAGGUGUUACCCGUGCUACAGGUGUUAUGUGUGCCACAGGUGUUACGCAGGCCACAGGUGUUACGCAGGCCACAGGUGUUACGUGUGCUACAGGUGUUACGUGUGCUACAGGUGUUACGUGUGCUACAGGUGUUACGUGUGCUACAGGUGUUACGCGUGCUACAGGUGUUACGCGUGCUACAGGUGUUACGCGUGCUACAGGUGUUACGCAGGCCACAGGUGUUACCCAGGCCACAGGUGUUACACAGGCCACCGGUGUUACCCGUGCUACAGGUGUUACGUGUGCUACAGGAAUUACGCUGGCUACAGGUGUUACGCUGGCUACAGGUGUUACGCUGGCUACAGGUGUUACGCAGGCCACAUGUGUUACGCAGGCCACAGGUGUUACGUGUGCUACAGGUGUUACGUGUGCUACAGGUGUUACGCGUGCUACAGGUGUUACGCGUGCUACAGGUGUCACGCGUGCUACAGGUGUUACCCGUGCUACAGGUGUUACGCAGGCCACAGGUGUUACCCAGGCCACAGGUGUUACGCGUGCUACAGGUGUUACCCGUGCUACAGGUGUUAUGUGUGCUACAGGAGUUACGCUGGCUACAGGAGUUACGCAGGCCACAGGUGUUACGCAGGCCACAGGUGUUACGCAGGCCACAGGUGUUACGCAGGCCACAGGUGUUACGUGUGCUACAGGUGUUACGUGUGCUACAGGUGUUACGUGUGCUACAGGUGUUACGUGUGCUACAGGUGUUACGCGUGCUACAGGUGUUACGCGUGCUACAGGUGUUACGCAGGCCACAGGUGUUACCCAGGCCACAGGUGUUACACAGGCCACCGGUGUUACGCGUGCUACAGGUGUUACCCGUGUUACCCGUGCUACAGGUGUUACGUGUGCUACAGGAAUUACGCUGGCUACAGGUGUUACGCUGGCUACAGGUGUUACGCAGGCCACAUGUGUUACGCAGGCCACAGGUGUUACGUGUGCUACAGGUGUUACGUGUGCUACAGGUGUUACGCGUGCUACAGGUGUUACGCGUGCUACAGGAGUUACGCGUGCUACAGGUGUCACGCGUGCUACAGGUGUUACCCGUGCUACAGGUGUUACGCAGGCCACAGGUGUUACGCGUGCUACAGGUGUUACCCGUGCUACAGGUGUUAUGUGUGCUACAGGAGUUACGCUGGCUACAGGAGUUACGCUGGCUACAGGUGUUACGCAGGCCAGAGGUGUUACGCAGGCCACAGGUGUUACGCAGGCCACAGGUGUUACGCAGGCCACGGGUGUUACCUGUGCUACAGGUGUUACGUGUGCUACAGGUGUUACGUGUGCUACAGGUGUUACGUGUGCUACAGGUGUUACGCGUGCUACAGGAAGUACGCGUGCUACAGGUGUUACGCGUGCUACAGGUGUUACGCAGGCCACAGGUGUUACCCAGGCCACAGGUGUUACGCAGGCCACCGGUGUUACGCGUGCUACAGGUGUUACCCGUGUUACCCGUGCUACAGGUGUUACGUGUGCUACAGGAAUUACGCUGGCUACAGGAGUUACGCAGGCCACAGGUGUUACGUGUGCUACAGGUGUUACGUGUGCUACAGGUGUUACGCGUGCUACAGGUGUUACGUGUGCUACAGGAAUUACGCUGGCUACAGGAGUUACGCAGGCCACAGGUGUUACGCAGGCCACAGGUGUUACGUGUGCUACAGGUGUUACGUGUGCUACAGGUGUUACGCGUGCUACAGGUGUUACGUGUGCUACAGGUGUUACGCGUGCUACAGGAGUUACGCGUGCUACAGGUGUUACGCGUGCUACAUGUGUUACGCAGGCCACAGGUGUUACCCAGGCCACAGGUGUUACGCAGGCCACCGGUGUUACGCGUGCUACAGGUGUUACCCGUGUUACCCGUGCUACAGGUGUUACGCGUGCUACAGGUGUUACGUGUGCUACAGGUGUUACGCUGGCUACAGGAGUUACGCUGGCUACAGAUGUUACGCAGGCCACAGGUGUUACGCAGGCCACAGGUGUUACGCAGGCCACAGGUGUUACGUGUGCUACAGGUGUUACGUGUGCUACAGGUGUUACGCGUGCUACAGGUGUUACGCGUGCUACAGGAGUUACGCGUGCUACAGGUGUUACGCGUGCUACAGGUGUUACGCGUGCUACAGGUGUUACCCGUGCUACAGGUGUUACCCAGGCCACAGGUGUUACCAAGGCUACAGGUGUUACGCGUGCUACAGGUGUUACCCAGGCCACAGGUGUUACGCGUGCUACAGGUGUUACGCGUGCUACAGGUGUUACCCGUGCUACAGGUGUUACGUGUGCUACAGGAGUUACGCUGGCUACAGGAGUUACGCUGGCUACAGGUGUUACGCAGGCCACAGGUGUUACGCUGGCUACAGGAGUUACGCUGGCUACAGGUGUUACGCAGGCCACAGGUGUUACGCAGGCCACAGAUGUUACGCAGGCCACAGGUGUUACGUGUGCCACAGGUGUUACGUGUGCCACAGAUGUUACGCUGGCUACAGGUGUUACGCUGGCUACAGGUGUUACGCUGGCCACAGGUGUUACGCGUUCUACAGGAGUUACGCUGGCUACAGGUGUUACGCGUGCUACAGGUGUUACGCGUGCUACAGGUGUUACCCGUGCUACAGGUCUUACGCAGGCCACAGGUGUUACGCGUUCUACAGGUGUUACGCGUGCUACAGGUGUUACGCGUGCUACAGGAGUUACGCUGGCUACAGGAGUUACGCUGGCUACAGGAGUUACGCUGGCUACAGGUGUUACGCAGGCCACAGGUGUUACGCAGGCCACAGGUGUUACGCAGGCCACAGGUGUUAUGCAGGCCACGGGUGUUACGUGUACUACAGGUGUUACGCUGGCUACAGGUGUUACGCUGGCUACAGGUGUUACGCUGGCUACAGGGGUUACGUGUGCUACAGGGGUUACGCUGGCUACAGGUGUUACGUGUGCUACAGGUGUUACGCUGGCUACAGGCGUUACGCUGGCUACAGGUGUUACGUGUGCUACAGGUGUUACGCAGGCUACAGGUGUUAUGUGUGCUACAGGUGGAAAGCAGGCUACAGGUGUUACGCGUGCUACAGGUGUUACGUGUGCUACAGGUGUUACGCAGGCUACAGGUGUUAUGUGUGCUACAGGUGGAGUUACGCUGGCUACAGGUGUUACGCAGGCCACGGGUGUUUACGUGUGCUACAGGUGUUACGUGUGCUACAGGUGUUACGUGUGCUACAGGUGUUACGCUGGCUACAGGUGUUACGCUGGGCUACAGGUGUUACGCUGGCUACAGGUGUUACGCUGGCUACAGGUGUUACGCUGGCUACAGGUGUUACGUGUGCUACAGGGGUUACGUGCUACAGGUGUUACGCUGGCUACAGGCGUUACGCUGGCUACAGGUGUUACGUGUGCUACAGGUGUUACGCAGGCUACAAGUGUUACGUGUGCUACAGGUGUUACGCAGGCUACAGGUGUUACGUGUGCUACAGGGGUUACGUGUGCUACAGGUGUUAUGCUGGCUACAGGUGUUACGUGUGCUACAGGUGUUACGCUGGCUACAGGUGUUACGCUGGCUACAGGUGUUACGUGUGCUACAGGGGUUACGUGUGCUACAGGGGUUACGCUGGCUACAGGGGUUACGUGUGCUACAGGUGUUACGCAGGCUACAGGUGUUAUGUGUGCUACAGGUGGUGUUACGCAGGCUACAGGUGUUACGUGUGCUACAGGUGGUUAAGCGGCUACAGGUGUUACGCGUGCUACAGGAGGUGUUACGUGUGCUACAGGUGUUACGCUGGCUACAGGUGUUACGCUGGCUACAGGUGUUACGCUGGCUACAGGUGUUACGCUGGCUACAGGUGUUACGCUGGCUACAGGUGUUACGUGUGCUACAGGGGUUACGUGUGCUACAGGUGUUACGCUGGCUACAGGCGUUACGCUGGCUACAGGUGUUACGUGUGCUACAGGUGUUACGCAGGCUACAAGUGUUACGUGUGCUACAGGUGUUACGCAGGCUACAGGUGUUACGUGUGCUACAGGGGUUACGUGUGCUACAGGUGUUAUGCUGGCUACAGGUGUUACGUGUGCUACAGGUGUUACGCUGGCUACAGGUGUUACGCUGGCUACAGGUGUUACGUGUGCUACAGGGGUUACGUGUGCUACAGGGGUUACGCUGGCUACAGGGGUUACGUGUGCUACAGGUGUUACGCAGGCUACAGGUGUUAUGUGUGCUACAGGUGGUGUUACGCAGGCUACAGGUGUUACGUGUGCUACAGGUGUUACACUGGCUACAGGUGUUACGCUGGCUACAGGUGUUACGUGUGCUACAGGUGUUACGCUGGCUACAGGCGUUACGCUGGCUACAGGUGUUACGUGUGCUACAGGUGUUACGCAGGCUACAGGUGUUAUGUGUGCUACAGGUGGAAAGCAGGCUACAGGUGUUACGCGUGCUACAGGUGUUACGUGUGCUACAGGUGUUACGCAGGCUACAGGUGUUAUGUGUGCUACAGGUGGAGUUACGCUGGCUACAGGUGUUACGCAGGCCACGGGUGUUACGUGUGCUACAGGUGUUACGUGUGCUACAGGUGUUACGUGUGCUACAGGUGUUACGCUGGCUACAGGUGUUACGCUGCCUACAGGUGUUACGCUGGCUACAGGUGUUACGUGUGCUACAGGGGUUACGUGUGCUACAGGUGUUACGCUGGCUACAGGCGUUACGCUGGCUACAGGUGUUACGUGUGCUACAGGUGUUACGCAGGCUACAGGUGUUACGCAGGCUACAAGUGUUACGUGUGCUACAGGUGUUACGCAGGCUACAAGUGUUACGUGUGCUACAGGUGUUACGCUGGCUACAGGUGUUACGCUGCCUACAGGUGUUACGCUGGCUACAGGUGUUACGUGUGCUACAGGGGUUACGUGUGCUACAGGUGUUACGCUGGCUACAGGCGUUACGCUGGCUACAGGUGUUACGUGUGCUACAGGUGUUACGCAGGCUACAGGUGUUAUGUGUGCUACAGGUGGUGUUACGCAGGCUACAAAUGUUACGCAGGCUACAAGUGUUACGUGUGCUACGCAGGCUACAAGUGUUACGUGUGCUACAGGUGUUACGCAGGCUACAGGUGUUACGUGUGCUACAGGGGUUACGUGUGCUACAGGUGUUAUGCUGGCUACAGGUGUUACGUGUGCUACAGGUGUUACGCUGGCUACAGGUGUUACGCUGGCUACAGGUGUUACGCUGGCUACAGGGGUUACGCUGGCUACAGGUGUUACGUGUGCUACAGGGGUUACGUGUGCUACAGGUGUUACGUGUGCUACAGGUGUUACGCAGGCUACAGGUGUUAUGUGUGCUACAGGUGGUGUUACACAGGCUACAGGUGUUACGUGUGCUACAGGUGUUACGCAGGCUACAGGUGUUACGUGUGCUACAGGUGUUACACUGGCUACAGGUGUUACGCUGGCUACAGGUGUUACGCUGGCUACAGGGGUUACGCUGGCUACAGGAGUUACGCUGGCUACAGGUGUUAG